Molecule: messenger RNA, 327 nt
Organism: Miscanthus lutarioriparius
Lineage: Eukaryota; Viridiplantae; Streptophyta; Magnoliopsida; Poales; Poaceae
Source: the annotation of a GenBank genome assembly
AUGCAGCGUGCCAUGCAUCGCCUCCGAAAGGUAGCUGCACGCCUUGGAUGUAGACGUGCCCCGGAUGUGGUAGUCCCACAACAGCUUGGUGCUGGACCAUCUACUGCACAUGUUGGAGGGACUUCAUCUUCACAUGGUGCACAUGUUGGUGGGACUUCUUCUUCACAUGGUGCAGCAACUAGUGCAGAGGGUGGUCAAGGACAUGGUCCUUAUGAUGAUGAAGGACAGGGAGAGUACUAUGAGCAUGAGUAUGAUGAGAUUGGCAUGUCCCAGCUUGAAGAUGCACCCCAAGGAACUCAAGGCCCCUGCGGUUCUGGACGUCCAUAG